AGACUCCACAGUUUUUCAUUCAGUGAGGACUGAAAUGUGAACAAAGUAACACAACCAGACAAGAGACAACCAGACAAUAGGUGAACAAAACUAUGAUUCCUUCCCUAAUUCCGAAACCGCACAACGUCAGGAUUUCUCACUAGCGCCCAGAACACUUUCGGGGUAUUGGAACCAGUGAAAAUUUGGACGUGCUGGAAAAGAUGUCAGUCAGCGUCCAUGAAAACCGCAAGUCCAGGACGAGCACAGGCUCCAUGAACAUUUCGCUCUUCCACAAGCCGUCACAUCCAGACAGUGUGCUCACCCACCUCAAUACAUUGCGCAAACAGUGCAUGUUCACAGAUGUGACACUAUGGGCAGGCAACCGCUCCUUUCCCUGUCACAGAGCUGUGCUUGCUGCUUGCAGUCGCUACUUUGAAGCCAUGUUUAGCGGUGGCCUCCGUGAGAGCCUUGACAAUGAGGUUAACUUUCGAGACAGUGUUCACCCAGAAGUUCUGGAGCUGCUGUUGGACUUUGCUUACUCCUCACGUGUCAUCAUCAACGAGGAGAAUGCAGAGUCACUUCUCGAGGCUGGAGAUAUGCUGCAGUUUCAUGACAUCCGUGAUGCAGCAGCAGAAUUUUUAGAGAAGAAUUUGCAUGUGUCAAACUGCUUAGGGAUGAUGCUGCUUUCCGACGCCCAUCAGUGCAAGCGCCUUUAUGAACUGUCGUGGAGGAUGUGCCUCAUCCACUUUGAGACUCUUCGAGACACUGAAGACUUCUGCAGGCUCUCGAAAGACAAGCUUUUGGAUCUCAUCCUUAGCGAUGAGCUGGAGGUUGAAGAUGAACAGGUUGUGUUCAAUGCAGUCAUGCGCUGGGUUAGGUAUGACCUAGACAGCCGCAGAGACUACCUUCCUGAGCUGCUGCGAGGACUACGCCUUGCACUGCUACCCUCAGAAUGCCUCAUUGAGGCUGUGGCAUGUGAGGAACUUGUGAUGUCAGAUAAAAGGAGCCGACAGAUUGUCGAUGAGGCCAUGCAGUGCAAGAAAAAGAUUCUGCAGAAUGACGGCGUUGUCACCAGCCCAUGCGCUAGGCCUCGCAAAGCUGGGCACACGCUGCUCAUUCUUGGGGGUCAGACAUUUAUGUGUGAUAAGAUCUACCAAGUGGAUCACAAAGCAAAAGAGAUCAUCCCUAAAUCAGAUCUUCCUAGUCCCAGGAAGGAGUUCAGUGCAUGUGCCAUUGGCUGCAAAGUUUACGUGACAGGAGGAAGGGGGUCGGAAAAUGGAGUGUCGAAGGAUGUUUGGAUAUAUGACACGGUACAUGAAGAAUGGUCGAAAGGUGCCCCUAUGCUAAUUGCUCGUUUUGGACAUGGCUCGGCUGAACUUGAAAACUGCCUGUAUGUUGUUGGGGGUCACACUGCUAUAGCAGGUGUCUUCCCAGCCUCCCCAUCAGUAUCUCUUAAACAGGUUGAGCGGUAUGACCCCCUAACCAACAAAUGGACAAUGAUGGCACCACUUAGGGAUGGUGUCAGCAAUGCAGCAGUGGUCAGCGCCAAGCUAAAACUCUUUGUGUUUGGUGGAACCACCAUACACAGGGACAAGGCUUCAAAGGUCCAAUGCUAUGACCCUGUUGAGAACCGUUGGACUAUAGCUGCCGAAUGCCCGCAACCCUGGAGAUACACCGCCGCCGCUGUCCUUGGCAGUCAGAUAUUCAUAAUGGGUGGUGAUACAGAGUUCACUGCAGCGUCCGCUUACCGAUUUGAUUGUGAGACCAAUCAAUGGACGCGUGUUGGUGACAUGACUUCUAAAAGAAUGAGCUGCCAUGCUGUGGCCUCUGGUAAUAAACUCUACGUGGUCGGCGGAUACUUCGGUACACAGCGGUGUAAAACCCUGGAUUGCUAUGAUCCAACAUCAGAUAGCUGGAACAGUAUCACUACCGUGCCUUAUUCACUGAUUCCAACUGCAUUUGUUAGUACCUGGAAACAUCUUCCUGCCUAGAUGCCUCUGAUUGAAGUGUAUGGAUCUGAUCUGGGUGCCCUGGUCUUCUAGCCACACUGAAUGGACGACAGCAGGGCUGGAUUGUCAUUGUCUGGCCUGAAGCUCCUCUGCUGGGUGGGUGUGGUGUGGCUGCGGUCGGUCACGGCCACUCUCGAAAACAAACCAUCUAUCCACUGCUGAGAGGAGCCACAGAGAAGAGCUGAAAAAUCUCCAGAAGAGAGGCCACAAAGGCCUUCUCCCUACAUCACAACGCUAACUCAUGCCAUGCUUGUUCAUUGCCAAAUCAGAGGCACAAGGACACAAUACAGUCUUACGCCAAUACCUACUCUUUGGAAAAUCUUUUGCAAUCCAUCGAGGUCAAGAACAUUCCAGUGAACUAUGAUAAAUGACAACUAAAGCAUGACUUCGUGAAAAUAUCUUCUUCACUUUGAUUGGCAGUACAGCAUGUUCAUGUUAAGUCCAAAACGCCUUACGGACACUGCAUUUAAAACAAAACAUCUGAAAUAUCUAUAGAAAUGCAGAACAUCCCCAUGGGAAAGUUCAAGUUUACUCAAGCAGGAUGUAAAAUGUAAAAUGGUACUUCUGUGAAAUGGAUUUUAACCUGGAACUUGUAUAGAUUCUACAGCACAAUGUAUUAUCAAGGACUUCCUCUCGUUUUAAGAUUUCUUGAAGGUUGAAACAUUUGAUAAAUGCAUUUAAUUUAUGUGUUUGUGACUAAACAAAGCAGUAAUGGAAAAAUUGCACAUGAUGAGUACCUUAUGGAUGAUGAGGGUGUUGAUGUUGGUUACCAUUUUCCUUUGUAAUUGAAUGCUGGAUAAUCUUAAAAAGGAAUUUUCUGGGUUUAAUACAAGUUAAGCUCUGUCGACAGCCUUUGUGGCAUAAUGUUUUUGAAUUUCAACUAUUUCCUCUUUCUGUAAAAGAAAAUGCAAAACAAAUCUGGGUUCCAGUGAGGUAUUUACAAUGGGGCCAUUUUGUAAACACUAAAAUUCUCACUGCUUCUAUAGUACAGUCACAAGACGUAAAUAUGCAUGUUAACAUGAUUUUAGUGUAAAUAACUUCGUUUAAAUUUGCAAAGCCCUAAAAAAAAAAAAAACUAAAAUUUUAA
Messenger RNA from Sinocyclocheilus anshuiensis, 3075 nucleotides. Its product is annotated as kelch-like protein 25. Gene Ontology annotation, biological process: ubiquitin-dependent protein catabolic process. Gene Ontology annotation, cellular component: Cul3-RING ubiquitin ligase complex; cytoplasm. NCBI's taxonomy places the organism in Eukaryota, Metazoa, Chordata, Actinopteri, Cypriniformes, Cyprinidae. The transcript has 3 exons. Gene Ontology annotation, molecular function: protein binding. The coding region runs from base 201 to 1970 and encodes 589 amino acids. The record is from RefSeq and is a predicted model, not a curated record.